Molecule: messenger RNA, 1161 nt
Organism: Serpula lacrymans var. lacrymans S7.9
Lineage: Eukaryota; Fungi; Basidiomycota; Agaricomycetes; Boletales; Serpulaceae
Exons: 5
Coding region: 37-1161 (374 amino acids)
Molecular function (GO): RNA binding
Source: RefSeq, a predicted model, not a curated record
GCGUUCGUUUCUUCAUUUCUAAACGUUUUUUUCGACAUGGCUCUCAGUUUUAUAGGAAAACCGAUAUCUCUUAUUUCUCAUUCUGAUGUGCGUUACCGAGGCAUUCUGGCGGGCAUAGACCCUGCAGCCUCAACCAUACAGCUUUCAAAUGUAUUUUCUAUGGGUACCGAAUCACGGAAGCCCCCAUCCGAGUUCAUUCCUCCCGUUCAAGAACCAUAUCAAUACAUUAUCUUCCGUGCUUCUGAGGUCAAAGAUCUUGCUGUUGACGAACCCACACCCCGGCGAAGCGUGCACGACGACCCCGCUGUACUUGGGGCUUCUGCACCUGGUGUGAACCAAGCACCCUACCCUCCUUAUGGUUCACCCUAUCAGCAGCCUGGACCUGGCGUUCAGCCACAGAUGCAGCAUCCCCCACCACAACAGCCGCAACAGGCACCUGUUUACCCUACACCACAACCUCCUGUCCCUGCUCAGGACAUCCCACCUCAACGUGGACCUGUGCCUGCGGCUCCCGAAGCUCCUAGCACAAGCAACGGCCCGCGCCGCGCCAACAAUUCGGUCCAUACUGCAGCUGCAUCCCUCGAGACUGUGGAACGUGCCCUUGGCGACUUGCGUGUAUCGAAUGGGCACCCUAAUCACGGACCGGGUGGUCGAGGUGGAGGAAGGCGAGGGCAUGGUCACCACGGGCAUCAAGAUGGGAAGGAGAUCAAAGUUCCCGCGACGGACUUCGACUUCCAGAGUUCCAACGCUCGCUUCGAUAAGGCUGCUCUUGCGCCCAAAAAACCCAAAGAAGUUUCUGACGAUGAGAUCACCAAUCCUUCCGAUGAUGAUACGGCUGAGAAGCCCCAAGUGAAUGAAAAGGAAAAAGAAAAGGAGAAGGAGCAGGAUAAGGCGUAUAAUCCUACAAUGUCGUUCUUCGAUUCAUUGUCUUCCUCAACGCAAGCGGUGUCCGUUCCUAGAGGCGGAGGACACGGUGGUAGACGAGGAGGUGGAGGGAGGUAUAGGAGGGAGGAGGAGAGGGAAAGAAAUGUUGCUACGUUUGGUGAGCCCGGUGGGGUAGGAUUGAUGGGUCCAGGUGCAUAUGUUGGUGGUUGGGGUGGAUAUGGACGCAGAGGAAGCAGGCCCAGGAGGGGUGUUCCUCCCGUUGGGGGACGUUCGUGA